AUGAUGAGUGCAGAGGUAUCUAAAUAUAAACAAGAAAUAGUUGAAGCUAUUAAAGUUCUUGAAGGUACUGAUGGGAAGAUAAAGAAUCCUGAGGUUAAUAUCCGUUUAUUGAAGCCCUCAGCUGACAAUUUUAACUCAAAGGGUAGGAAUACUGAUAAGAGAGGUGUCAAGAAAGACACAGCAAGAAUAAAGAUCUUGCAAGACAAGUUUGAAGAAAGUCAAGAAAAGAAGCUUAGUGAGAAAAAGAAGGACGAUAAGUUAAAAGAGGAACAUGAGAAAAAGAAGCGUGCUUUAGAAAUUGAAAAAGACAUGCUGCUCUCGAGUAUAAGAGAGAAAAUACAGCCUUACGUGUUCGCGAUGAUAGUGGUAUUAUUGUCAACACCAAAUGUCAGCCGAAGCUGA
This is a messenger RNA of Mucor mucedo, 402 nucleotides long. RefSeq lists its product as uncharacterized. The record is from RefSeq and is a predicted model, not a curated record. The transcript has 3 exons. The coding region runs from base 1 to 402 and encodes 133 amino acids. Lineage: Eukaryota; Fungi; Mucoromycota; Mucoromycetes; Mucorales; Mucoraceae.